This is a messenger RNA of Haemonchus placei, 423 nucleotides long. The record is from the annotation of a GenBank genome assembly. NCBI's taxonomy places the organism in Eukaryota, Metazoa, Nematoda, Chromadorea, Rhabditida, Trichostrongylidae.
AUGCGGUUGGCGGAAAGGAGAUUCACGGUUAAGGAGUUCGCUUCUUCUUUUCGUUUGUGCAGUACAUCGCAAUGCCCUCCUGAUCCCCCAGCAGUACAAGCAGCUGACCCAGAUGCGCCCAUCGAAAUACAGAAGAAUCCAUAUGAGAAAGAAGAACGGAAAUGUUUACUUUGUCGUACUGGAAUUGAGCUAGACUAUAAAAAUGCCCGUCUUUUGCAGCAGUUUGUUUCAACUUUUUCUGGUCGAGUCUAUGAUCGACACAUUACGGGCCUCUGCGAUCACCAGCAGAAGAAACUAAUCGAAACUAUUGCCUUAUCACGUAAAUCUGGUUACAUGCCCAUUUUUGUGAAGGAUCCGAAGUAUACUCGGGAUCCUAAACUUUUCGACCCACUGAAACCUCUUCGUCCCCACUCCUUUGCCUAA